Messenger RNA from Saccostrea cuccullata (small rock oyster), 1336 nucleotides. Its product is annotated as short-chain dehydrogenase/reductase family 9C member 7-like. The transcript has 5 exons. Lineage: Eukaryota; Metazoa; Mollusca; Bivalvia; Ostreida; Ostreidae. The record is from RefSeq and is a predicted model, not a curated record. Gene Ontology annotation, molecular function: oxidoreductase activity. Bases 95 to 1054 code for a protein of 319 amino acids. Gene Ontology annotation, biological process: steroid metabolic process. Gene Ontology annotation, cellular component: intracellular membrane-bounded organelle.
ACCAGAACAUUCUCAGCCAACUAUUUUUAUCUGCGGAGCAAGGCGGUGGGCAGUGAUUUGGUAGGUCAGAGCUAAGUUUAUAGAACAAAGAGACAUGUGGCUUCCUCUGGGUAUCGCACUGAUCACUGUUUUUCUGACGGCCAACUUCCUGUUUCGUCGUCUGCGGAUAAACAGACAAAAUAGUGACCUUUUUGUACUAAUAACUGGAUGUGACUCCGGGUUUGGUUACCUAGCGGCUACAACAUUCGCCAGGAGAAAAAUUCAUGUGUAUGCCGGAUAUCUGAAAGAAUUCAAGUUGGACGCGGAACCUUCAGAAUAUUUGAUCCCAAUACAAUUAGACAUUACCAAUGAAAAACAUAUUAAGGAGGCAGUUAAAAGCAUAACAGAUCGGUUACCACCAGGUCAAGGCCUUUGGGCAGUUAUAAACAACGCUGGAGUAUCCCUACACACAGGUCUUUGUGAGGCUCAAACCCCAGAUAAUUUUAAAGACUGUCUGAAUGUCAAUUUCUUCGGAAUGGUUUUGGUAAUCAAACACUUCCUUCCCCUUCUUCGUAAAUCCUCGGGACGCAUCAUAAACAUGGCUAGUAUUGGUGGAAGAUUUGCCUUUCCAUUUUCAUCUCCGUAUAUUGUAUCAAAGUUUGCAAUUGAAGGAUAUUCCGAAUGUUUGAGGCGUGAGUUAUAUCAUCAAGGUGUUUCCGUACAUGUAAUAGAGCCAGGUAUAUUCGACACAGGCAUGCUGAUGCGCUCGACACCUAUGGAAUUCGCACAAAGAACAUUUGACACUCUCCCGGAGGAGGUGAAAGACUACUAUGGCAGGGACUACUUUCAGAAAAUGUCAAAGACUCUUUUACGAUUCAAAGGCAGCAAAGACCUUAGCCAGGUGAUGGAGGCAUAUUACCACGCCCUCACGGCCCGCUACCCCCGGGCUUACUACAGGGUGGGCUGGGACGCUAAAAUUCUCUUCCGGAUUUUAAUCCUCCUGCCGGCGUGGAUCACAGAUUUUCUCGUAACGUGGGAUCCGAGGUUAUCGCGACCAGCUGGUGCUAAAUCAUAACCUGAAAGACUUGCGAUUGGUCCUAAAUGACUUUACUGUCAUCAGAUAGGUCCCCUCAUUGUGUAAGAAUUUAAUAUUGACCUAUCGGUGCUAAAAAGGGUUUGAUGUUUAUGAACCAGGAUCUAUAUCAAGAUUGAUAGAGGCGAAGUCGGCUAAUACAGUUUCAAAUCUAAGAGUUAAAUAUGAACUGUUUUUGGUUCAAUUUUGUUCAGGUGAAAAUGUGGUUCAAAUGAAUAAACAAAGGUUGUAAAUAUUUUCGAAGAAAAUGGGAACUUGAUAUUU